CCAAACCCCUUUGGGAUCCACAUAGCUUAGACUUAGGUUAAUUUUGUAAAAUGGAGCAUAUCGUGGUAUUUUUUGCCACAGUCAUUUUACUGUCGACGCAAGUGAAAACGACGGAGAUUCAAAAUUGUGACUUCUACGACACUGUUAAUAUUAACAACGCUCAAAUGUAUUCGAAUGGCUCUUACCUAUAUGACGGCUUACUCAUUCCCGCCGAAUUGACGGGUGAAUAUAACUUCAUGGUGCUGCCCGACGGUUCCAAGAAGAACGUGCCGAGCCACAUGAGAGGAUGUGUCUGCAAACUGAAGCCGUGUCUCAGAUUUUGCUGCUUUCAUAAUCUGAAAACAGUCAGAAAUCCUGCCCAUAGCGUGUGCAAUAGUGAGUUGUCGAGGGACGAACUCGAAAGUCACAAUCGCUAUGUAAACGUGACCCUCAGCAACGGCACGGUGGCCAAAAGGCACUUUAAGGAGGAUCUAAUCGUCCAAUCGGACCUUCCCCUGCCCUGUGCUGGCCAGAAGAUGUUCCGUGCAGAUCACACACUUCCUGACAACGGCUUCACUUUAUUUGAGAAUGGAACCUUUCUACGCCACUGGGGCCAUAAGUUUUUGGAGAAGCGGCAAUACUGCGUCCAACAUAAUGAGUUCAAGGAUGAAAAUAUUCGAAUUGCCCCCCACUUUUGCGAAAUUGAUGAUGCCUCGCCGUGGGGCAAGAUCGUCGUGCUGACAAUAUCAUUGAUAUGUAUGGCUCUUACGAUCAGCGUUUACCUGUACGUCAAGAAGCUGAGGAACUUGCACGGCAAGUGCUUCGUGUGCUACAUGGUGGCCCUGUUCAUGGGUUACCUACUUUUGCUCCUCAACUUGUGGGAAGUUUGGGAACUAAAGUCAGGCUCCUGCACUACAGUGGGGUUCCUGGGCUACUUCUUCAUCUUGGCGGCGUUCUCCUGGCUUUCCGUCAUCAGUCUCCACCUCUGGGUAACGCUAGCCCUCCCCCCCGAUUCAAUCUACCGCUUCCUGCCGGAACAUCGGUUUCGGGCCUACAACAUUUACGCCUGGGGGUUGGCGCUGGCCUUCACUGGGGUCACCUUCCUGGCCGAUAGGGUCAUUGAGAACGACAACUGGAGACCUCGUAUUGGCACCAACCAAUGUUGGAUCUAUACUGUUGCAGACACAGCCAUCCUUUACUUAUAUGGGCCAAUACUGUUGUUAAUUGCCUUUAACAUAACCAUGUUUAUCCUGACGGCUCUCAGUAUAGAGAAAGUAAAAAAUUGUGUCAAGAGCAAUAGGACAAGAUCGGAAAAAGAAGUUUACACGCUUUACUUGCGGCUAUUCAUUACCAUGGGUUUGUCAUGGACCUUAGAGAUAAUCUCCUUUCUGGUUCGACAUAACGAAUUGUGGUCUAAAAUUUUACGAGGCGCUGACUAUUUAAACCGAUCUCAGGGUACCAUCAUAUUCGUUCUGUUUAUUUUAAAGCCUAGCACUUUGGAACUCAUAAAAAAUCAACUGUAUCCACAGCGCACUUUCAGUGGCAACUAUUCAAGAUCCACAGAAACCCGAACGAUGACUGGCGGAAGAGCGGGCCUGGACGAGAGUACUGUAUAAAUCCAUUGGGGGAAGUGGAGAAGAAGCAACUCUUCCGAACUCCUCAACAAAAGAAUUUUCUCAAGCUGCUAGCAUAGAAACAGUACUUAUUUUUAUACCCGUUACUUGUAGAUUAAAGGGUAUACUAUAUUCGUCAGAAAGUAUGUAACAGGUUAUAGGAAGCGUUUCAGCCCCAUAAAGUAUAUAUAUUUUUGAUCAGGAUCACUAGCCUAGACGAUCUAGCCAUGUCCGUCCGUCCGUAUACAGUUUUAAUGAUAGGACCAAAAUUUUAACUAAAAUGUAUUUUUCUCAUCAAUACCUAUCGACUCACCAAAAAAAAUGUGCCACACCCACAUAAAUCUGUCUGCCGCCCACAUAACAUCUACUGAAAUAGCCGGUAGGUGGCGCCCUAAAAUAUCGCUUUUCUGUGUAUAUAUCUUCAUUAUCCUUUUGCUCCUUUAAGCUGGGUAACGGGUAUCUGAUAGUCGAGGCACUCGACUAUAGCGUUCUCCUUUGUUUCUUAAUCAGUUGUUUGUCAACCGGAAUUUUUUUUGCGUAAUGGGCACUUAUUAAGAACAACGAUCAUAACGAACUGCCAACGAAUUCUCAGAUAAGGUUAGUGCCAAACUGUGUAUUCGUUUUUAAAAUACCGGAAGUCGAUUAUUAUAUUAAUAAAUAAAAAUUGAAAUACUGAACAUUUGUAGUAAAAUUUAGGAACAUUUUCGCAAAAGAAGUUCAGUACCAGAUAUUACAGCGCUGACUUUA
This is a messenger RNA of Drosophila biarmipes, 2339 nucleotides long. RefSeq names its product probable G-protein coupled receptor Mth-like 3. The record is from RefSeq and is a predicted model, not a curated record. NCBI's taxonomy places the organism in Eukaryota, Metazoa, Arthropoda, Insecta, Diptera, Drosophilidae. The transcript has 8 exons. Gene Ontology annotation, cellular component: membrane. The coding region runs from base 51 to 1595 and encodes 514 amino acids. Gene Ontology annotation, biological process: cell surface receptor signaling pathway; G protein-coupled receptor signaling pathway. Gene Ontology annotation, molecular function: G protein-coupled receptor activity.